This is a messenger RNA of Pelagomonas calceolata, 526 nucleotides long. Lineage: Eukaryota; Pelagophyceae; Pelagomonadales; Pelagomonadaceae. The record is from the annotation of a GenBank genome assembly.
CGUGCAGAUAAUUACGUGGUCCCUUCAUAAACUGGUCUACGGAUACGCUGCAGUUUUUUGAGCGGUGCCGCACAGCUCUAGAGGCGAACGCGGGGCGGCGGUGUCGAUCGGCUCCAUGGGCGACCACGCCUUUGAAAAGGGGACGGUAGGCGCUGCUCCGGCGCUCGUGGACGGCGGGGCCGUGCGGGCUUCGGCGCCUGGCCCUGUCGAGUUCAAAACGCACGUCGACCCGUCGCCGGAGCUCGAGACGGUCGUGCUCAACUUCGGGCCGUCGGACUACGCCACGAUCGGGACCUUCUUCGUCGUCAACGCGCUCGGCGGGUGGCGUUUCGGCGGCGCGAUACGCGGGCCUACGGCCGGGACGACGGGCAUGCUUGGGGCGCUCGCCGGCUUCCUUUACUGCUACGGCCAGACGAGCUACAAGCUCAUGGGCAUCAAGCCGUGGUGAGUGCCGACGUUGGGCGGGCUUCGACGCGUCUCACGUAACGCGCCACCCGUAAUACAGACUUGUAACAUUAGAAGCUAC